AUGACGACGACGACGCUCCGGGCCGGCGACGUGCAGAAGAUGCUCGAGGCCAACGACAAGAUGCUCCAGACGUGGAAGACGCUCCUCGAGGGCCGGCCCAGCACGGACAAGACGGCCGAGUACAAGGAAUGGCACGUCAAGUGCGUGCGCUACAAGGAGCAGAUCUCACGGUCGCUGGAGCGCUUGGCCGCGAUGGCCGACGACCAGAUUGCCAAGAAGGAGACCGCGCCAUCGACGACGACGCCAUCCCCACGCCAGAGUCCCCCGCCGACGACCUCGAAGCCAGUCGCGCCGACGCAAUCGCCUGUACAAGCGCAGCAGCAGCAGCUUCUUCAGCAACAGCAGCAGGCGCUGGCCAAGCAGCAAGCCGCGCUGCAGCAACAGAAGCUCCAGCAGCAGCAGCAAGCAGCCCUCCAGCAGCAAAAGCAGCAGCAACAGCUCCAAAAACAACAGCAGCAACAACAACAGCAGCUUCAGCAAAAGCAACUGCAGCAGAAACAAGCACAAGCGCAGGCUCAGGCCGUGCAGCAGCAAAAGACGGUGCAGCAGCCCAAGCAAGGCGCGACACCAGCGACGACUCCCAUGCAGCUCAACGCGGCCGGCUUUACGAACACAGCGGAUCUCUCAGCUCUCUUUUCGAAUCCGUCGAUGGUCAUGGCCAACAUGAGCUCGCUCAGCGGGUUCCAAAUGCCGUCGACGAGCGGCAAUGCGACGUCGGAGCUCCUCUUCAACCCGAUGGACCCGGUCCACCAAGCACAGCUCAAUAUGUACAACUUCAACUUGCUCCAGCAGCAAGCCUUCUCCAACGCGCAGCUGUAUCCUGGCUCGUUCAACCCAGCAAUGAACACGAUGAUGCAGUACGCCAACGCCGGGUUCAUGCUUCCGACGACGACAACGGCCAAUGCGACGACGCCGGCCAACGCCACGGCGGCGUCGACCUCAUUCACCUUCAACGACCAAGACACAGUCAAUAACGUCUUGGACGACUUUCUCUCGCAGCCCGAAUAA
This is a messenger RNA of Saprolegnia diclina VS20, 1008 nucleotides long. RefSeq lists its product as hypothetical. The transcript has 4 exons. NCBI's taxonomy places the organism in Eukaryota, Oomycota, Saprolegniomycetes, Saprolegniales, Saprolegniaceae. Bases 1 to 1008 code for a protein of 335 amino acids. The record is from RefSeq and is a predicted model, not a curated record.